GUUGCAUUAGCUUUGAUAUAGCCAUGGCAAUACAACAGCUUUCAUUCAGGGCUAUACCCAAUAACACCAACCAAUUCUGGUAUUGUGAUUCAGGUCUGAGAGACAAUAUCGCACACUGUCUUGGGCUUUGCCUAGUGAUCUUCUACCUGGACGACACCGGGCUUCUUAACGGCUUACAAGCUCUCGAAUCAUGGCAAGUUUAUCUAAAUCACCCUAAGGGCAUGCUAUUGGGAUUAUAUGCCGCCACGCUAUAUCUUCCGACCAUCUUUACGGCCUAUAUCGGUGACAUUAUCUCCCACCACUUUGGGAGGAGAAUCGCCUUGCUCUUGGGGUCCUUCUUCGUCUUGGCUGGAGGUCUGAUCAACGCCUUCGCGACCAAUCCUGCCAUGUGGAUCAUCGGCCGUGUAGUCAUAGGAGGUGGAGGUGGCUUAGCGAAGGUUGCAGCACCAGCUCUUAUACAGGAGAUUGCCCAUCCACGCUUACGACCCAUGAUAGCUUCGUGCUAUUAUCCCUUCUUCUAUUUCGGCACACUCCUUUCUGCUCUAUUAUGCUUCGCGGGUCUGUACCUCCCAGGCAAUUGGUCUUGGCGGGUGCCAUCAAUAGCGCAGAUAAUAGGUCCUGCCGCAGUGCUUGCAACUGUGUUCAGUUGCCCCGAGUCUCCGAGAUGGCUUGUCUCUAAGGGAAGGUCUUCAGAAGCUGCCGAAGUGUUGGGCAAAUACCACGCCAAUGGUCUCCGUGACGAUCCCCUCGUCCGAUGGGAAUUAGCGGAGAUCGAAGCUGCAAUAGAAGAAGAGAAUGACCGUCACCAGAAUUCCUAUAUGGGGUUUUUUCAAUCGUGGGGUAACAGACGGCGUCUAUACAUUCUCGUGUCCUUGUCGAUUGGGCAGAAUUGGGUUGGCAAUGGUGUCAUAUCUUACUAUCUGACCCCUGUGCUGAAAUCCGUUGGCAUAGAGUCUCCGGUACAAAUAACGCUUCUUACAUCGGGCCUGGCAAUCUGGAACCUCAUAUUGGCUUUCCUUGCUGCGCUAAAUGUGGAACGCUUCGGUCGUCGCACACUAUUUUUCAUAUCCAUAAUAGGGAUGUUGAUUUCUUAUGGUCUGGUGAUGGGCUUCUCUGCUGGAUUCACGACAACCCAAAAUCGUGGUUUAGGAGUCGCUGUCGUGCCUUUCCUAUUCAUUUACUAUGGCUUUUAUGACAUCGCUUGGACGCCUCUGCCAGUCCCAUACACGGCCGAGAUUCUGCCAUUCGGGCUGCGAACUAAAGGUCUUGCUAUUUUCGCUUCAGUUGGAACACUGGCAAACUCUUUCAAUCAAUUCGUGAAUCCGAUUGCCUUGGAAGCCAUUGCAUGGAGAUAUUAUGCUAUUUAUAUCGCUAUACUGCUAUUUUACUUGGCCUUUGCGUACUUCAUGUACCCCGAAACGAAAGGCCGCACGGUCGAGGAGGUGUCGGCUGUGUUCAAUGCUUUUGAUGACAAGGAGGAAGAUCCCCGGGAACUUGCUCAGCCGAAGUACGAGGACUCUUCCUUCGUGGGGGCCAGCUCACACCGCGAAAACGUCUAAAGUAGUUCGUGACUAUCUGCUAUGCAAAGUGAACGUUUGGUGGACGGCAAGGUUUGAGACGAAUCUACACAAUAGUGAUACUUGAGUGCGUUAUGGUGCUUGUCCUCGGCCUGAGGUGCAACAUUACGAUCAUGAACUUGAAUGCCUGGUAAACCUGCG
Aspergillus steynii IBT 23096 is the source of this 1718-nucleotide messenger RNA. RefSeq names its product putative MFS sugar transporter. Gene Ontology annotation, molecular function: carbohydrate:proton symporter activity. The record is from RefSeq and is a predicted model, not a curated record. Gene Ontology annotation, biological process: transmembrane transport; carbohydrate transport. The transcript has 11 exons. Bases 24 to 1559 code for a protein of 511 amino acids. Gene Ontology annotation, cellular component: membrane. NCBI's taxonomy places the organism in Eukaryota, Fungi, Ascomycota, Eurotiomycetes, Eurotiales, Aspergillaceae.